UACAACCAAAUCUGUGGGCUGCCAGAAUAUUCACGCAUGUCCAUGAUCCAGCAACAAUCUUGAGUGGAAGCUAGUCAGCCUCCAAUGAAAACAGUAAAAUGAGUCUUUUUUUCUUUCUAUAAAAAGGUUACUAAUGGAUAAGAACAAGUAACAGGUAAGGCGGCAUACUUCCACCGUCAUCACAUCCUCUUUUAAUUGGAAUUUGGAGCAAAAUAUUUCUAACAUAAAAUAUUCUCUGCGUGUUGGGAGCAAGAAAUUGGUGCGUUUUGAGCAGAGAUGGGUUCUUUAAUGGCCGGAUGGGACUCACGCGUCCGUGAUCCUAAAGCUGAGACAUAUCAGAGGAACAGAUCAUUCACCAAAGGCGAGAUCGACGCUUACUGGCGAACAAAGAAGAAAAUAGAGGAAGAACAUCUGAAAGCCAUUUCUGACACAUCAGAUGGCAGUCAGGAAAGCACCUUCAAAGAGGAGUCUGCAGGAAUAAAACUUCAGAGGUCAAGUUCCUUGCCCCUAGCCAACACAAAGGAGCGGUUCAUGGAAAAUAUCAUUGAAACUGGAACAGACUUGGAGAAGCUUUUACAGAAAAAUGGCUGGUGGACAAGGAGCAACUGGGCAUAUCUGAAUGAACCUCCAGUAAUCGGACCGGAAGGCGCCUCCCACAAGUUCGCAGCUCAGUUCCAUGUCGCUGGCUUGUCUGCCUCCAAGGCAAACCCCCGUGCUGAGAUCACUACAUGAUCUACUUGAAGUUUCCCCGCCGACUUCCAACUUGGGGAAAUGUUUGUACAUAUUUGUGUUCAAGGGUUUCGAACUACAAGUCUCUGAUGUUGUAGCUAUAAAUUAAAGCCAUGAACCACUUCAGUCAGGGGAUGUAAAUGCAUAAGAGUCGAUGAUGUGUGUGGGGGAUUUACUUGUGUUACUAAUUUUGGAUGUGUAUGUAAUAGUAAUCAAAUGAUGACAACAUUUUGUGUUUGAAAUAUAGGAAAUUUGGUGGGGUGUUGAGUGGAAUGUAUUGUUGGUCCAUGUGUGUAGUUUUAUGAUCGAGUUCAAUAUUAAUUAAUUUGAUAUCUAAGAUAUCGUUUA
This is a messenger RNA of Vitis vinifera (wine grape), 1077 nucleotides long. RefSeq lists its product as uncharacterized. The coding region runs from base 277 to 732 and encodes 151 amino acids. Lineage: Eukaryota; Viridiplantae; Streptophyta; Magnoliopsida; Vitales; Vitaceae. The record is from RefSeq and is a predicted model, not a curated record. The transcript is spliced from 4 exons.